CCACAACAACGUUCAUUUGUUUUAUUGUUUUCUUCUAUAAGUAUUUGAAGUAAUAAGUUAAUAACAAAUAAUAAUGGAUUUCUCCAAGUUGUUAUUCUUUUUCUUCGCUUGUUUUGUUGCUUUGUGUUCAGUGAGCGCUGCGCCUGAACCAAGAUGGAAGCCUUUCAAAAAACUUGAGCGAGUGGGACAGCACGUGCGAGACGGCAUCAUCAAAGCCGGCCCCGCAGUCGCCGUGGUCGGUCAAGCCGCUACCAUUGCCAAAGGAUAAUCUAUUCGAACACCUUGAAAAUCAUGCUCAUGCAAGCACUGUCAUGCAAUCUUCAUAUUCUCCGUACAAAGACAUCAUCAAAUCGGCUCCAUCAGUCACUGUAUUCGGUCAAGCAUCCACCAUUGCGAAAGGAUAAUCUACAGAACACCUUGCAAAGAUAUGCUCAUCCAAUCACUGCCAAUCUUCAUAAUUAUUAUUCUCCGUACAAAGGCAUCGUUUUAGCCAUGCUGGCAGUUGCCGUGUUCGGACAAGCGGCUACCAUUGCUCAUGAAUAAUCUUCAGAUCAGCUUGAAAACCAUACUCGUGCAACACUGUCAAUCUUGUGUGCCAAUGUCAGGACAAUCUUCUGAACACCUUGAAAACACAUACUUAUGCGACACUGUCAAUCUUCUGUGCCAAUGGAAGGACAAUUUUCAGCGCAUUCAUACAUAAGUGGGAUUCUUUGUUAUGUACUUGCAACCCUCGUGUUGCAGGUAUCCAUGAGCGACGGUAGUUGCUUACCAUCAUGCGAUUUGUCUCCUAUAUCAUAAAGUCUUAAUAUAUCCUAAUUUUUCUGUCUACUGUCAUCAUUACGAGUCAUUCGUGUCAUCAGUACCACGAGUUUAUACCUGAAAUUUACGUAAGCGACUGCCUAAUAAACUCGAUCGCAGACCAUCUUGCUCGCUCUGAUGUCUUGAUGUGAUAGAGACGAAAUGCGAUCCAGUUCAUGCAGACGCUAAUGUAAAUGUCAAAAGCCGUCUCGUGGUAGCCGUGCUAUUUUUGUAUGUAUAAUACCGAUUGACAUUGAACUUUUCAGUUGCUUUCACGUUAAUUACAUAUAAAUAUAAAUAAUUUAAUAUACUUAAAUCGUGUUCAUUCAAUGUACAAAUAAUUAAGUAUUACUAAGUAAAUUAAUAAAUGUUAUUAUUUAUGAA
Messenger RNA from Cydia fagiglandana, 1182 nucleotides. RefSeq names its product cecropin-like. NCBI's taxonomy places the organism in Eukaryota, Metazoa, Arthropoda, Insecta, Lepidoptera, Tortricidae. Bases 74 to 268 code for a protein of 64 amino acids. The record is from RefSeq and is a predicted model, not a curated record. The transcript is spliced from 2 exons. Gene Ontology annotation, biological process: antibacterial humoral response. Gene Ontology annotation, cellular component: extracellular region.